Mercenaria mercenaria is the source of this 4929-nucleotide messenger RNA. RefSeq lists its product as uncharacterized. Bases 535 to 2532 code for a protein of 665 amino acids. Lineage: Eukaryota; Metazoa; Mollusca; Bivalvia; Venerida; Veneridae. The transcript is spliced from 7 exons. The record is from RefSeq and is a predicted model, not a curated record.
CUAAGAAUAGAAUUGUAGUGCAUUAUCAUUUAUGGUGCAUAUUAUGGUUGGGAUGUCUCGUGGUUUCUCGUGUAUGUUGUUACUUCUGUAACUCGUUUAAAUAAAUACUAUUAAAAUGGAUGACUUUUGCUGAUUACGGUACAGUUUAUGACUGCAUGUUGUUUCGUAUUUGGAUGUAUGUUGUACUAUGUUGUCUAGGCAAAGAGCUUCAGUAUUUGUCUUAGUGAAUUGAAUGUACUUUUACCUAGAAACUUGGAAAUAAUUUUGAAAAGCAUUUAGUGGAUGCAAAAGGUUGCCGUGAUGUUUACAGUAUUAGGAAUAUGCAGUGCAUGUAAGUAGUGACAUGAAAGUAGGAGUGGUCUGAAAGUAUGAGUGCCGUGACAAUGAUAUAAGCAGCUUCUCUGGCAACAUUAAUUUUCGAAAUAUGUAGCAUGUGAAUUAACUUUGUGAACAAAAAUGUUGUAAUUAUCAUUAGAAAUCACGUGAUAUGUAGAUUCUGUGUCGAGGUGUUCAGUGUUAAAUUGCAAGGACAACAUGAUGGCGCGUCCAGGAAUUCCAAUAUACGUUUUAGGACAGACUAUGAAGGAGAUACGAAUGGUGACGUCAGUUUUAGUCGCAGAUAAAGGCGGCAUAAAUCAGGAACUGAACGAAGUAUGGACCGUGCAUAGGAACGUUAAGUUACGCAAAGAAUAUACCACAAGGGCAGUGAAUGUUGACAACAAGGGCUAUUCCGAUCGACCAUGUAUGGACAGAACUGCAUGCUGUCGCGAAUUUACAAGUUUAACAUGUAUCCCACAACAAGCAGAAUCACAGCAUAUGGAGUGCUUAAAGUCUGUCUCUGAUAUAAGUAACUCUACAUUGAAUGAUAAUGGGUACGCAUCUGGGGACGAAACGGAUAAACAGAUUCCCGAAGACUGUGGUAUUGAAACUGAUAUCCAUGAAAUCGCUCUGUUGACGAAACCCAAAUCAGAACUACCGUCUCUGAUACUUCACCGUUUUAUUCAUACAGGCAUAUUUGUGCUUGCCGUUGAUACAGAACAGUUCGACAAAAACAUGGAGUUGUAUGAAAAGAUGCUAAGAGAACUUGGCACAUAUUCUGUUUUGACGAAAGCCGGAUAUACUGAACUUAUUGUUGUAAAUACCGCUGAACAAAGCAACCAAAACAAGGAUGCAUGUGGUUUUAAAAAGAAUGCUCGAAAACUUUUCAACGCAAUACGGAAGUCGUAUUUCGGAUGUCAUUUUGGUACGUGUUGUAUAACUGAACUCGGACAGAAGAUAUGCGAGAUUGAAUCAAAAUACGAGAUGAAAAGGGCCUGGCCAACUGGAAAGUUUACAAAUCAACGUUCAAUGAUCCAAACUCUUGAACGAAAAGGCACGUUUACUGAGAUGGGCAAGGCUGAUAUAUCUGAAUCCACUUUGGAGCAGAGCGGCAUGUUCUAUUUCCAAGUGAUUGAUACUGGUUAUGUAUGCUGUAGACCUGAUAAAUUGGUACAGAAAUAUAUCAGCUUGCUAGAAAUGUUGGAAAUGCGGGGUGCCCUUGCACCUAAUGUAUCUGUUGAUGAUUUUACACUGGAUAUUGGUUAUGAAGAAACCAAUAUCAUGUUGAGUGCACUUGUUGAAGCAAAGCUCAUAGAAGAAGAAGAUGAAGACACAGUGCACCUGCUUCCAUUGAUAACACCAGUCCUUCUUCCUCAGUAUGACGAGAAAAGAACAUUCAAAAUUGAAACCAAUGUACUACGCCUUGCCAUUGAUAUCAGUAUUGUACCGACAGUUCUUAUGGUAAAUAUCAUAAUGAGAUGUGUCCAUUUUGGAUGGGCUGUAAGAUCGAAAGCACCGAAAGCAUGCGAAUCGAGGGAUUCUGUAUUGUUGGAAAAUGGGUCCUUCGGUGUAGUAAUGACUUUCGACUCAGCAGAAAAUGUGUCUAAUGUUGGACUCUGUAUCAUACGAUUUCAGACUGAUGAAAAUGGUGAUGCGAAAUUUGAUUGUGGCGAGUGUGAAAAACUUAGAAACGCAGUUGAAUCAGAAGUUGAAUCCUGCACAUCGGUGCAUAAUCAUAAACUGGAAAGUGUAACAGUGUGUGGGCAGUACAUGAGAAGCAAAGACGAGAAGGAUCUCUUGAGGAUGAAAGAAGGAAAGUGGACAGAUGUUACGAAACUGAUGAGUAACAUUGACAAUGAGCUUGGUAUCAGUGAGGCGACGUUGCUGAAACACUGGUAUCCUGCAAAGUGUAAAGAGCUUGAGGAAACGAUGAACAAGAGCAUGAGAGACGAUGUGCUAGUUAAAAUUGCGGAAUUGUUCGGAAGAGGCUAUAAGAUUUUUUUCAUUGGACAGAAGAUUCCGUCGUCGUUUGUAGACCGGAUUGGACUUGAAAAUCAAAAUAACGUAACGUAUACAGUGUUUCAGCUGCUGAAAGAAUGGGUUCGAAUAAAUGGAUACAAGGCAAAUCUUUCCACAUUAAGGACAGCAAUAACAGAGAGCUCAAUAAAUAUCGAUCUCUCGAAAUUUGAUGAAAUUGUAAAGGAAUCUCAGUAAAAUAUCGAAACACUUCUACAUAGAAGGCAGCAGUAUCACCAGCAACGUGUUCAAGAGACGAUGACUGACAUUCUAAACAAUCACUGAAUGUUAUUUCCAAGGAUACCAAAGUUUCGAUUAUCAAUUAAUGGUUCACUUAAGUUAUUUCUUAAGGCGAAAACAUUUUUGGUUAUUCCACUAAACAUGAAAGCUUAAUUUGCUUCAGGCUUGUACUGGUAUAAAAUAAACUUAUCCAACCGUUUAACUCCCCCUCAAUAUUUUUAGCAAUAUCUAACAGGACAUUUACAAAAUAUUGUACACACUGGGACAAAUAUGUUUUAAUAACAUAUUAUAAGAUUUUAAUACUGUAUUUUUUCUGAUAUAUGGUCAAAUAUCAAACUAAAUUGAUAUGAUAGGAUGAAAACGUAAUUUGUUGUUUUUUUAAUAAUUUUUCUGCCUUAUAACGUAAUUUGUUGGCUUUCAAAUUCUCCACAUAUAUUUCUGUGAAUUUUAAAAACUGGACUUAAGCCGUAAAAUAAAUAAAAUCCGAUUUUGUUGAAAUUUCAGUAUGUAAUUAGCAACAUAUUUAUCCAAUUUUGAAAAAAAAAACUUCAUAAAUUUUCUAUCAGAAUCAUAAAGAUAUUGCAGUGUUAACGUUAGAAGUUUCGAUAAGUGUAUUUAUUACAUACACGUUUCUAUUCACCGUUAAGUUACACUGGUACCGGGAACGUCAAUAUUUUUUCCAUACACUGACGCCUGAAUUUCAUAUCGGGUGCGUGACGUAAUUCAGUGUGUGUUGUUGCACUAUUUUUUUUCUAAUUAGUUCAGUAUUGUCAAUCCUAUUCAGGCUAUCGAACAUAUAUAUGGUAUUUACAUUAUAUUUAUACGUGUAGAUGCGUAUAUAAUAAAAAGGUUAUUAUCUUUGCAUCGGGAAAUAUGCACUCGUUCUUCAGCGGAAGAAUAUUGCGCUCCUAAAGUCGCGCAAUAUUUCCGCUGAAGAACUCGUGCAUAUUUUCCGAUACAAAGCUAAUAAUCUAUAAUUAUUACCCCCCGUUAAGUUACAAUGGUACCGGAAACGUCAAUAUUUUUCCAUAUACUGACGCCUGAAUUUUAUAUCGGGUGCGUGACGUCAUUUAUUUGUGUCGUUGCAUAAAUUCUUUUAUUUAGUUCAAUAUUGUCAACUUAUUCAGACUAUUGAACAAAUUCAUAAUAUUUACGUUACAUUUAUACGUGUAGAUACGUAAGGAAGAAUAUUGCGCUCCUAAAGUCGCGCUAUAUUUCCGCUGCCCAAAUCGUGCCUAUUUCCCAAUACAAAGCUAAUAACCUAUAAAUAUUUGUCUGUAUCAUGCUAUUAUACAAAUGUGCCACAUUACUAGUAGUAUUAUCAAAGAAAUCUCGAACAAGUUUACAUAAUUAUUUAAAUGCUGUCAUUCUGCAGUGGUGGAUUUGGAGAAAUAUGACUUGAAUGAUUACUCUAUAUUUUACGUCACCCUGAUAAGGGAAGGUUUUAUUUGAUUGCGAAGAACAAAAGAAUAACAAUUCACUUUUGAUAUAGAACACAUAUUUCGUUUAUCUUGAGUACUUAAAGUUUCAUAGACGCCUGAAAUGAUAUGGUAUUUAGAAAAUAUGUUUAUUUAAAUUAAUUUCCGAUGAGAGAUUUUUUUAAAGAUUUUUGACUAAAAUGGCAUAAAAGAUGAAAAAAUGACAAAUUUCAAGAAAAUGGUUAAAAUGACAUUGAUCGAUACCUAUUAGUAGGUUGAAAAUAUGAGAAAAGAAAUUAAAAUGUAAAUGAGGCGAGAAGAUAUGAUAUGAUAAAAAAGGUCAAUGAAUGACUGGUGUGUGUCUUCUGGUCGUCAUGGAAGACUAAUUUUAAAAUUAGGUUUGCCAUUAUGGCCAGAAAGAACACUUGAGUCAUAUUUUGACUUCUUGUAACUCUUCUUUAUAUUUACAUAUAUUUUGUUUUGUGACUUUUAGUUUGAAAUUGUCAUCUAUUAUCUCAGCGACUCACUGUUGCCAAAAACACACACAGUAGUUUCAAGUCGUGAUAUACGUCAUUUACUGAAGGGAAGUCAAUAUGGAAUAUUGAUUUGAAACAAUUCUAAUCUCAGCUGAGCCGGUAUAAAAUAAUAUGCCAAAGUAGGGUGAAUACGAGUAAAUUUGGCCAGAAUCGGAUUCAAGAAUGUUGGUUUGUUCAUUUGAGGAAGUCAAUACAAUACAAUUAAUGAAGUGAUUUCAUAAUUUUUAUUGUAAUUUGUAAUUAGGUAAUUAUAAUUGUUGUUACGUUAAUUAGGAAACCUUGCACAUCAUUUAAAACCCAUUUCUAAAUGUUGACCAACCCGCAUACCAGCAUAUAUAUAUGCCCACAGCGGUGUAAUUGCUACAUGUAUAUUACGGUAAUAAAUAUGUUUAAACUAACAA